UCCCUCCUUUAAUUUAUUCAAAAAACAUGGCAUGUUCCAAAAUAUUUUCUGGGGAUAUACCAGAAAUUAUAGAUUAUAUUUUACAAUAUUUACGAAAUGAUUUAAGGUCACUUUACUCAUGUAUUUUCGUAAAUCGAUUAUUUUGUCGUAUUUCAAUUCCAUUACUUUGGGAAGAUCCUUUUUCAAUUCCUUUAAGUAAUAAAACAUUUAUACAUUUUCUUGAUAUCUAUUUUUUAUAUUUAAGUGAUGUAAAUAAAAACACUUUAAAAAAUCAUGGAUUUAAUAUGAUCGAUUCAUUAUCAUUAAAACCUCAUUUAUUUAAUUAUCCAAGUUUUCUUAAAACUGUAAAUAGUUCUCUAAUUGAUUCGCAUUUGAUGGUCUGGAUGAAUAAAUCAAGAAUUUUAAGUAAUGAACUCAAAGCUUCUAGUCAUAUAAAUACUUGUACGAUUAAUUGUCCAUUAACUGAAAUACAAUACAAAGCUUCAAAUAAAACUAAUAUGGAAAAUUUUCGAAAUUUUAUUUAUAAAAAAGCAGAUACAACAUUAAUACUUAAAAUUAAUUUAGCAUAUUUUUUAUUAUUUGAAAUAUUCAUUAAAAACGAUGCAUCAUUAUAUAAAUUACAAUUAGAAGAUCGUUUUUUUAGCACUAAAAAUUUUUAUAAUCUUGAUGAAUUAAUUUUAGAAACUCCAAAAUUUAUUUCAAGAGUUAAGGAUUUUCGUAUAAUAAUAUCAUGUCCUGAAUUUGAAGCGAUACGUAAAUUACAAAAUUUUUUAUCAUCUUUACCAUUAAUUUGUAAUUCUAUUAAAUACAUAGAACUUAAUUUUCCCCAUGAAGUUCAUAACAAAUUUUUACAAGAGAUAAAAAAUUUAUUUAAAUCACAAAUCACUUUAUCAAAAGUUUUAUUUAAUAGAAUUUGUUCAUUAUCAGAAUCUUUAAAAUAUUGUUCAAAUACUUUAACUUCAAUUAGUUUUCAUUUUAUUAUUUUUAAUGAGAAUAUGUUAUUAUUAAAUGAAAUUGAACAUUUAAUACAUAUUCAAUCUUUAGAAUUUAAAUAUUGUGAAAGACCAGAAUUAUUUAUUCAAUCCCUUUUAAAUAUUUCUAUACCAUUAAAAAUUAAAACCUUAAUACUUGAUGAUAAUGUUAUUCAAUCAAUUUUUCCUUUUCAAUUAUUAUUUCAUAAUAUUGGUCCUUAUUUAAAAUAUUUAGUAAUAAUUUAUCAACCAUAUUUUAUUGAAGAUUUUUAUGAAUUUAUUAUUCAAUAUUGUGAAAAAAUUGAAUUUCUUUAUUUAACUGAAAUUAAUAAUUAUGAAAAUUUAUUUUUUCAAAUAAUGGAAUUAUUUAAUAAUAAUUUAAGAUAUCUUACUCUUGAAGUUAAAGGAAAACUUGGUAAAAAUUUUUUAAAAGAAUUGGGUCAAUCAUUACCUAUUAAUUUGGAAUAUUUAGAUUUAUAUUUUGAUCUUGAUCCAAUUAAUUUAACCCAUUUUUUUGAAAAUUGUAAAUAUAUUAAUAAUUUAAAAAAAUUAUUAAUUUGUAAUAGUAGUAAAAAUAAUUUAAAAGCUACUUUAUAUGUUAUUAAAGAAUUUGUUAAAGGGAAAAAUUUAGAAUAUUUAACAUAUGCAAUUACAAAUCAAUUUGUUCUUUCUAAUAAUUUAAAAAAUUUAAUUAAAGAAACUGAAAAUAUUGUAAAAAUGAAAAUGUAUGAUGAUUUAAUUAUUAGACCAUCAGAUAUUGAUGGAUUAAUAUAA
Rhizophagus irregularis DAOM 181602=DAOM 197198 is the source of this 1745-nucleotide messenger RNA. RefSeq lists its product as uncharacterized. Lineage: Eukaryota; Fungi; Glomeromycota; Glomeromycetes; Glomerales; Glomeraceae. The record is from RefSeq and is a predicted model, not a curated record.